Coregonus sp. 'balchen' is the source of this 11813-nucleotide messenger RNA. NCBI's taxonomy places the organism in Eukaryota, Metazoa, Chordata, Actinopteri, Salmoniformes, Salmonidae. The record is from the annotation of a GenBank genome assembly.
AUGAACGAGAUUUUAGGUGCGGGUCUUAAAAUGGGAUUGUUUUUGCAGGUUGUCGCUGUCAGCCCCUCCGACGCGACAUUAGACGAGGUAAGAUUUGGGCUCAAGUGUGCCAGGAUUUGGUUUUGGUUCGGGUCAUGCAUGUUGUUUAUUUAGGUAGCUAGCAAAGUAGCAUAUACGGUUAGCUACUUUGUUAGCUAGCUAGCUAUUAACUUGGCCGGCUGUUUUCCUACAAGUUUGCUGGCUAGCUAGACUCGGUUGGGUAUUAGCUGAUGAUGUUUUCGUUUAGUUAGCUAGUUAACGUCUGAAAAGUUCGACCGCUGUAGCUAGCUUUAGCUAUCUUGCUAGCGAGCUAGUUGUUUAGUCAGCUAUUUAGUUGGCAUAAUAGGCACUUAGCUAACUUGCUAGCGUUGGCGGAAAUCGACAAUCUAUUUGCUGCUUUAGUAACUAACGUUAGCUACAUGGCUACUGUUAGUCACUAACGUUAAUAACGUUAGUUAACAAACUUUUCUAGCCGCACCCAAUGACAGCUGUCUAAUUAAAUGGUUGACAGUUAUCAAAUAUCUCGCCACGUACUAGCACAGCAUUAUCAUCGUACUAGCCAACAAGUCAGUAGAUGUCUUAUUCAAAACAUUGAUUAGUUUGUUUUGUUGUAUAUCUGCAUUGAAACUGAAACUGCAUUUGUAAGUGCUGUCUAUAAACGGGUUGGCUGACGUCACUAAAAUGAUGCGAGUGCAUCGAUGUGGCCGGACUCUGCGUUAUGAUUCAAGAACAGUCAGCUAGCUAGCAAGAAUGAGGGGAUUCGGUUUUGCAUCAUGUGAAAGUUGAUUGUAUUAGUUUUGGAACCGGACUGGCUCCCGGGAAUGAGCCAGGUGCCCCAUUCAAAGCCCGCUGUGAAGUCGGCUCAAAACAAAAGUGAUGUAAUUAAGCGCGUGAGUAGGAUUGUGUUUUAACAUGUAAAAGAGAUCGCUUUUGAUAAAAGCUUUAUCUGCCUUUCCAAUGAAAACUAGUUUGAAAAUUCAAACAGAUAUUUUCAGGAAAAUAUAUGUUGUAUGUUUCUGGACGAUGUACCAUGCUGCCUUGUUUACAACAUGCCCGAGCGGCGCAGAUUACUGUUCGAUUUGAGAUGGAGCUCCUCCCUCAACGUUUAUCCGUUCACGUCACCGGCCAUAGACCGGUGCCCCGCGGCUCAGCAUAAUCGAAUCCAACCAAUCACAAGAAGCUGCCAUGUGAGUGAGGAAUCAUAUUUGUCUCGUUUCAGCUAGUUUUAUCUUGUUCUUUAUACCGUGUCUUGUGUUGAGGUGUUUUGACUGAUUUCAUGUCAAUGGUAAAUGUAAAAAAAAAAAAAAUAGCUAGCUAGCUAACCAACAACUGUAACGAUAUGUUUGAGAGACAACAAGUGCUCAUUGUGCAAAUGCAUUUUUUUACAAUAAACAUUGAGACAAAAUAUAGUUUACAUGUUGUCAACAAUCUAAGCCAACCCCGUCUGUUUUGCCCCAUAGUUGCGCACGCGUCGGUUUUGUCGCUAAACAAUCAACCUGUCUAUACUGUCAUUCACUUUGUUAUAAAGAAUACACGGAAGUUGUUGACUGGGAGGGGGGACGAGGUCAAAUCAUGACGUCAGUGAGCUUCAGGUCGGAAAGGCGGAGUUCUAGAAAGAUGCGGAGUUGAAUGAUCGUUCAAAACUAUUUUUCCCAGUCGGAUCUCGUUUUGUUUUAGUUCCCAGUUGUCUUGAACACACUGAAGUUGGAAAUGUUUGAGUUCCCAGUUGUUUUGAACCUGCCAUAAAUUCAUUCCAUGUCAUGACACACAAAGUGCCCCCUCAUACAAGAGCAUUGUAUGUAUUUUGUUAUCAUUAGAUAAUGACAGAUAUCCCUGCAAAAGGUUCAGAUAACUAUUACUACAAGUAAAGUUAUUGAAGUUAUGCAAAUAAAUUGCAUACUAUAUCAAUCACAGUCCUCCUUUUGGGACAUUCUCACAACUGACAUUUGACCCAAAAAAUAUUCAAUAUUCAUGUUUUUUUCUUCAAUAUUCAUAUAAUGUGAGAAUUGGUAUUGAAAUUAAAAUACCACUCAUAUUACAGAGCAGGCAGUAAAGCUUUAUGACACCAAUUUUUCCUUUGUAGUACAGAUUAAACAUUAUGGAGUCUUAAAGAAGGCCUGGGUAAUGCCAAAAUGUCACAAAUGUUCCAACUUCAAUUAAUUAUUUCUCAAUUAUGCUUUAAGAUACAAAUGUCAAAUAUACACUGAGGUUACAAAAUAUAACACCUUCCUAAUAUUGAGUUACGUACCCCACCUCCUUUGCGCUCAGAACAGCCUCAGUUCGUUGGGGCAUGGAAUCUACAACGUGUCAAGCGUUCCACAGGGAUGCUGGCCCAUGUUGACAGCAAAUCCUUCCAACAGUUGUCAAGUUGUCUGGAUGGCCUUCUUUAUACACACAGGAAACUGUUGAGUGAGAAAAACCCAGCAGCGUUGCAGUUCUUGACACAAACCGGUGCGCCUGGCAUCUACUACCAUACCCUGUUCAAGGGCACUUAAAUAUUUUGUCUUGCCCAUUCACCCUCUGAAUGUCACACAUACACAAUCCAUGUCUCAAUUGUGUCAAGGCUUAAACAUCCUUUAACCCGUCUCCUCCCCUUCAUCUACACUGAUUUGAAGUUGAUUUAACAAGUGACAUCAAUAAGGGAUCAUAGCUUUCAGCUGGAUUCACCUGGUCAGUCAGUCGUGGAAAGUGUUCUUAAUGUUUUGUGUACACAUCUAUGUCAACAAUCCUUUCUCUAAAGGACCCUUCUAUGCAUAACAUUUUGUGAAAAUCAAAAUCAUGGUCCUGUUUUGUGAGUUAUCACCCACAAGUCUAAAGUUAAUUUGACAAUGUUUUUCUUUAUUUCUAGGAAAGGGGCUCGUCUGCAAAGUUUUGUGUUGUUUGCAUCUACAGCCCCUCACAGAUAUCUGAACUAUCUCCCCAUUUGCUGCUACAUCAUUGAGACUUAGUUUCAUUUUGGAUCUAGCAUCUUGCCUUAGUUCCAGGUGACUGAAUAUGGUCACCAGUUGCUGAGUGGAGGAGCCAAGGUUAAUCCCAGUGUCUUGUUUAACCUGUGGAUAUGUCAAUAAGUUCUGUUUGAGAGAAAUAUUGAGUGACACAAUACAUUGAUUGCAUUGUCCUACUUGGUUUUGGCCUAAACCUACAUCAGUCACCCUAAUUGUUCAACCCCCCCCCCAAAAUGUGUAGGCCUUGGCUAACUGACCAGAUAUCAAACCCAGGUUGUCCGUGCAUUGCAUUUCAAGACUGCAUUAGCCCUCUGUGCUACAGCUUAGAUGUGUAGCCUAAUAUCUGUCUGCAAAGACAAGACUUCAGAUCUCUUGCAAGGUGGUUACUCUUCAAGUGGGAGUAUUGUUGGCGUACCAUCAACCACAAAUGGGCUAGUUCCCAGAGCAUGUCCUCUUUUCUCUUUGAGAACUAGUGCUGAAUGUGUGUGGUGGUCAAGAAUGUUAUUUUUGUUGUCUCCCCUGUUUUGUUCAGCAUUGACUGUCCAACCUUGAACUUCUGCAGAACAUAUCUCUUCUAGAGCGCUGUUGCUGUACAUUCUUCUUGCCAGUCAGCACUGUGUCAGUAUUGAAUCUGCAAAAUAGGAUGAUCUAUACUAUAGGCCAGGGCUGCCCAACCCUCUUCCUGGAGAGCUACCGUCCUGUGGGUUUUCAGUCCAACCCUAAUUUAACACACCUGAUUCUACUUAUUAGCUGCUCAACAAGACCUUAACUAGUUGAAUCAGAUACGCUAAAUUAGGGUUGGACUGAACCUACAGGACAGUAUGGAAAAUGUAUGCACUCACUAACUGUAAGUCGCUCUGGAUAAGAGCGUCUGCUAAAUGACUAAAAUGUAAAAUGUAGAUCUCCAGGAAGAGGGUUGGGCAGCCCUGCUAUUGGCUAUAUGUGUGCAGCGCGUGUGUGGUAAAUAAUCAACAUAACGAACGAACAGCUUCGGGAAUUCAUCUAUUUUUUUAAUCAAUUAUAUAGCCUAGAUUAAAAAUAGCAUUAUUCUUUUUUUUAUCACUGGCCCAAGCAGGCCACUGAUGAGGGUUUCCUAAACCUCCUCUGUAUGUCGAGCCCUGACACACACACAGACUGGGGCAUUCCCGUGCCGUUGUUGCCUCUUCAAAUAGUUACUUUAUUUUCAGUCAAUUGCACAUUACUGUUGGAAUAAAUCAUGAUGAUUAAAAAAAUAGUGAACCUAAUACUAACGUUACCGGGUUUUUAAAAAAUCACCAGUUGUUUUGGUCGCAGUAUCGAACCCUGUAUGCAAUUUGUGAGAGUGCAAAAGAUUGCUUUGCUGGUUGAUACUUCUUUGCCUGUCAUGUAGUUUACAAGAGCAAUCCAUGAUUCUAUUGCAGGCCUAAGAAAGAGACAGUUGGAGUUUAUUUUUCAUUCAAGACAUUUUGUAGUUCUUAGCGAUGGGCCUACUAAGAAUUUGAAACUAACAUGCUUCUUUGCAUGAAAAAGUAGAGAUCCUCCAUAAAUAAUUUAGCUUAGACACUAGUAUACAGCAUCAAUGGUCUGUCAGUAUGGCAUUCUUUGUGCAUCUUCAUGCCAGAUCCAAUGCUAUAUCAUAUGAACGCGGUCAAGAAUCCGCUUAGCCACUUUUUAGCAGCUGUCCAAGAGAAAACAUUUUCUGAUAGUCAAGCAGUGACACCGGACUGUUCUUGUAUGUCUGGUCGUUUCAGCAGCUUCUCAUUAUGGUCGAUUUACGUUUUAAUUAAUCUCUAAUAUGCCUGUGGGUUCUGGCUCAGUUAGUAACACAAUCCACCCGUCCAUAAUCUUCUACUGGAGUACGAGAAGGGACGGUUGUUCCAUUCAGCGGCAGCCUGUUGUUGAAGGCCGUGAGACUGAGGAAUCUUGUCUGUCGACAUUCUUUGUUGGGUCAAUGUCUCAAUGUCUUGUCUGAUAUGUCUCCUAGGCGAUGGAAAAUUCAGACGGCAAAAAAAACGUAACUCUUCAUCUCUUAACCUAGGCUUUUUCAUCUCUUAAGCUAGGCUUUUUCAUCUCUUAACCUAGGCUUUUUCAUCUCUUAACUAUUAACUAUUUUAAUCUCUUAAACUAGGCUUUUUAAUCUCUUAAACUAGGCUUUUUCAUCUCUUAAGCUAGGCUUUUUCAUCUCUUAAGCUAGGCUUUUUCAUCUCUUAAGCUUUUUCAUCUCUUAAGCUUUUUCAUCUCUGAAUAGUAUUCUUACAUGGAUUUGGCUUUAGUUUGUUUUGUUUCUAGGCCUAGCCUAUCAUGCUAACUGGACUGGAUACAACAUCCUAGCACAAGUACAACAACAAGUAACCCUAGGCCUAAGGGUUAUAUCUUUGCACUCGACAACAGCCCCAAGGCUGGGAGCCAGGGAGUUCUUGAUCUCCUCUAAAGCCAAAGAUCUCUGACCCUAGACUAUUGUGUAAUCUCCUAAAUGCAAGUUAUUUCAGAACUGAAAAUGUCCAAACCAAACAGUAGCCUAGUUUCUCUGCAGUUUUCAGCUUUAACCCAUUCUCUAGUGAUACGCUUAUUCCAUGUCAUACAAUGUAGUUGUAUGGUGUAAACAAUUUGUGGGCGGUUGUUAAAAAGAUACACACUGCAGAAAUGCUCCAGGCUUGUCUAGUGGAAGCGCAUAGGCUAGUGUGUGAAGUUGAUCUGUGGCUGGGUUUCACAAUUCCUAUGUUACUAACUGGCCUCCCUCGGACACACACACUCCACCUGCCGUUUUGAAUACAGAGGGAGCUCCACUUCAUUGCCAUGCAGUCCUCUACUCUGGCUGGCAGCUCACACCCCACUGCUGCUUGGACAUUUCUGUAGAGCAAUCCUUGUCCCCUAUUUUGCUUGGUGUGUGUGUGUGUGUGUGUGUGUGUGUCUGUGUGUGCUCUUUUUUUCCAUCUGUGGACUGGAAGGAUAAUGACCCUUGAGUUGAAAGGACUUGCGUUCCUUGGGAUUUUGGGAUUUUGGACCGCUAUGCCUCUCCAGCUGGAAAGGAAACUGGUAAUCUAUAGAAAACCUUGGCUAACCUUGCUCCUCAGGAUUGAAUCCAUAAUCUAAUCUUGAAGAGAAUGUGUAGCCUGGUAGGGGGUUGCCUGCUAAAUCAAUAUAUCAUCUGAAGCAGUUUUUGAUUAGACUUUCUUGGCUCUCUUCCUUGUCUGGUUAUCAAUGGCUAUUCCUGCUGUCCCCAUGGAAAGUAGAAACGGAUUGGUUUAAUGAUAACAUCUGUAUUGACAAUGAUUAAGUGUGUCUUUGAUCUAUCAGGUUAAAAGCUUUGGAUGUACGCUGACAGGCUAGUUGUUUGACUGGAGACACUUUUUAGGCCAUCAUCUGCGCGAACAGAAGCAGCUUGUGUCUGUACAUUGUGUUUCUCUUGACUAGGCUAACUUGGUGCGUUUGUUCCAGGGUGGGCCAUGUCUGUCUGUUCACUCUGUUGUAUUGAAUGUGGUAUUUUGUACUGCCUCUAUAACCUGCUAAGGUUACUAGGGUCCCCAGUCUACAGCUUGUGGAGCAUGCCCAGGUGAUCCGCAUUAUAAUCCAAGUAAUGAAUGAUAAGUGAUGAGGAAAUCUGAGCCGUGGACAUUCUAGCAGCUUAGCACCCCUGUAUAAGAGGAUGAUUGAGUAGUUUAAUACUAUCAUUUAUGUCUGGACCUAGUUCUUCCAGACCCUAUAGGCUACAUUGAACACUAGUAAUCAGUUAUUGAUCCGUUUUUUUAUUGACUUAUUUCAUUUUUUUGUUUUACUCAGGUCAGGUACAGUAUCUGUUAGUGCUGAUAAAGUGACCUAGGCUGUCCACUGUCUGUACGUCUUGAUAUAGCCUAUAGGCUAUACUAACUAGUUUUUAAUCAGUUAUUUGAUUAAUAUAUUUUAUAUUUGUUAUUCAGGUCCCAUACAGUUACAGGAUCUGUAAGAAUGUAGGACUCAAGUGACCUAGGCCUAAUCCCCUGAGUCAUUUCUGCAAAGAUAAACAUUUGUAGAAUAUUGACGUGGAAUAGCUAAACUGCUGUAUGAUGUGAUGUUGUGAUCUUAUAGUUGAUGCGUCAGUCAAUGUUCCAUAAUACUAUCAUGAGUUAAAGGUGCUACAUAUAGAAUUUAUUUAUAUUUUUGCAUUGUAAUUUCAGAAAAUGUCCAUAAUAUAUCUGCAGUAAUAGUGGAAUGAUAGUGUUUCACAGUAUUACUUACCCGCCAGUGUUGUGAUUGGCUGUGAUAUUCGCCCAUUGAUUUCUCCCGCGGAGUGACAUCUGUUGUCAAAAUGGGAAAGCUGUUUUGACUUUGUGACUGUGUUGGAGUCAGUGGAAAUGGAGUCAAGUGGCCAAUGUAGAAAUCACUCAUUUCCUGGUUGCUAAAAUUCUACACUGUUCACUCAAUUUCAGUUUGUGAGAAAACAAGCACGGAAAAGUGUAGGGAAUCAUUGUACCAUUUUAAAUCGCUGUGAAAUAUAAUUUCAACAACAAAAUAUAUACACUGAACAAAAAUAUAAACACAACAUGUGAAGUGUUGGUCCCAUGUUUCGUGAGCUGAAAUAAAAUAUCCCAGAAAUGUUCCAUACGCAAAAAAGCUUAUUUCUCUAGCAUUUUGUGCACAAAUUUGUUUACAUCCCUGUUAGUGAGCAUUUCUCCUUUGACAAGAUAAUCCAUCCACCUGACAGGUGUGGCAUAUCAAGAAGCUGAUUUAAACAGCGUGAUCAUUACACAGGUGCACCUUGUGCUGGGGACAAUAAAAGGCCACUCUAAAAUAUGCAGUUUUGUCACACAACACAAUGCCACAGAUGUCCAACUGGCCUCACAACCGCAGACCACGUGUAUAGAGUCGUGUGGGUUCCCCAUGGUGGCGGUGGGGUUAUGGUAUGGGCAGGCAUAAGCUACGGACAGCGAACACAAUUGCAUUUUAUCGAUGGCAAUUUAAAUGAAACCGUGACGGGAUCCUGAGGCCCAUUGUCGUGCCAUUCAUCUGCUGCCAUCACCUCAUGUUUCAGCAUGAUAAUACACGGCCCCAUGUCGCAAGGAUCUGUACACAAUUCCUGGAAGCUAAAAAUGUUCCAGUUCUUUCAUGGUCUGCAUACUCACCAGACAUGUCACCCAUUGAGCAUGUUUGGGAUGCUCUGGAUAGACGUGUACGACAGCUUGUUCCAGUUCCCGCCAAUAUGCAGCAACUUCGCACAGCUAUUGAAGAGGAGUUGGACAACAUUCCACAGGCCGCAAUCAACAGCCUGAUCAACUCUAUGCGAAGGAGAUGUCGCACUGCAUGAGGCAAAUGGUGGUCACACACAGCAGACACUGACUGGUUUUCUGAUCCAGUCCCAACCUUUUUUUAAAGGUAUCUGUGACCAACAGAUGCAUAUCUGUAUUCCCAGUCAUGUGAAAUCCAUAGAUUAGGGCCUAAUGAAUUUAUUUUAAUUGACUGAUUUCCUUAUAUGAACUGUAACUCAGUAAAAUCUGUGACAUUUUUGCAUGUUGCGUUUUAUAUAGUUGUUCAGUAUAGUUUUUCCAGCUGUUUGAAGCUGGUGGACCAAAACCGAAAGUAAAAGGCUCAAGCGCUAGUCUCCGCCAUGUUACAGGGAAAUGGGAUGAGGGGGAGAUUUUAUUUUGCUUCCACAGCCUAGUGCCGUAGCAAUACACCUAGCUUCCACAGCCUAGUGCCAUAGCAAUACACCUAGCUUCCACAGCCUAGUGCCGUAGCAAUACACCUAGCUUCCACAGCCUAGUGCCGUAGCAAUACACCUAGCUUCCACAGCCUAGUGCCGUAGCAAUACACCUAGCUUCCACAGCCUAGUGCCGUAGCAAUACACCUAGCUUCCACAGCCUAGUGCCGUAGCAAUACACCUAGCUUCCACAGCCUAGUGCCGUAGCAAUACACCUAGCUUCCACAGCCUAGUGCAAGUAGCAAUACACCUAGCUUCCACAGCCUAGUGCCGUAGCAAUACACCAAGCUUCCACACGGGGGAGAAAUUCUAGGAGUAGCACCUUUAAUGAGAUGAUGAGGAGCAAAAAAUGAAAAGGUCAAUAUUUGAGCAGGUGUGCUGUGAGCGGCGGAUGCUGGGUCAUAUUCACUAGGCACCGAACGGAAGAAAACAGACUGAAACAGCGAGAGACUACCUGGGCUUGUCCGAUAAGAAACGCUAAUUUCCGUUGUCCGUCGCAAAGGUUUCGCUACGUUGUGACUCAAUGAACAAAACCCAGGUGGUGGAUAUACUGUUUUACACUCCUGUUAUUGACUUGUCUCUUCUCUUGUGUUGUCUUCCAGAGCCUACUGCACUGUGAGGGGCUGAACAACCAGAGCUACGUCUGUGAGUCAGGACACUGCUGUGGGGAGACACAGUGCUGCAGUUACUACUAUGAGCUCUGGUGUAAGGACUCUCUCUCUCUACACUAUCGCACACACAAGCUCUCUCACUUGCUCUCUACCUCUCACUUUCACUCUCCCGCUCUCAAACACAUUUACAUUUGACAUUUGAGUCAUUUAGCAGACACUCUUAUCCAGAGCGACUUAGUUGGUGCACACACGUACACGUGAACAUGCAUGUUCUGAACAUACAGUACAUGUUCUGAACAUACAGUACAUGUUCUGAACAUACAGUACAUGUUCUGAACACACACACAGCAUUUAUUUUUUCUAGACAGGUCAGUUCUAACAUUCCUUUGAAGCUUAUUUACUGUACUAGGACAGGACCGCCCUCAUCCGCCUCGUCUCCCUGUCCCAGGAGAUAGGUCCUCUGCAUAUCUCUGUGUUGUUGUUGAUGAAUGAGCUACAACAUGAACUGUGAACUCCGAUUGGGGUGUAGAAUACCAAUUGACACCGUGGUACACUGUUGGUACCAAACGUUCCAAAGCAGUUACAUUCUUGCUAUGGAACAACCUGGAGGGUAGUUGGCCAAUAUCUAUGGCUCUACCUCCACGUUGUUACUUUGUAGUGGUGCAGUAUAUCUCUCUGUUGCAUUCACUACCACUUUGUCACUACUGGCAUUAGCUGUAAAGGCACUUCGAUUUUUACUGUUGUUUUUCAGUCUUGUAACUGUAUCUGUCUCACUGUGUAGUUAUGUACUGUAGCUCUCUGUUGCUUUCAAUAACAAUUUGUCACUCCUUCCAUUCAGCAGUACCUUCACAGUACAUUUAGCAGUACAUUUACAGUAGUCUCACCAUAGAGAUACGAAUAACACGUAUUAACAUGUGUCUAUGUUUCACAGUCUUUCUACUGUGUCUCUGUCUCCGGCAGGGUUCUGGCUGGUGUGGGUCAUCAUCUUCAUCCUGAGCUGCUGCUGCGUGUGUCACCACCGGCGCACCAAGCACCGGCUGCAGCAGCAGCAGCGCCAGCACGAGAUCAACCUCAUCGCCUACCGCGAGGCGCACAACUACACCUCUGUUCCAUUCUACUUCAGUAAGAGUUCCAUCAUUGAUGUCGUUACCGUCAUAUUGCAUUAUUGUGUCCUGCCCAUAUUAACCAUGGCAUGGUGUGAUGGUGCAUAAGAGGAGCCGCAGAUAUGCACAGCAUCAGACUGGUAGUGGUCAACAACAUGGCAUUAUUGCGCAAUGCCCUUCUAUUUCAGUCCCAUCGUUGCCGUGGCGCAAUAAAACAUGAGAGCACUACAGCUUCACAUAUACUCGACUUCAGUCUCAGAGUAGUUCUCUCCUUCGGCCUUUCUGUCUGACUACAUUGCAUUGUUAUUCCCCAGUGCAGAAGUUUACUCAAACAUUGCACCUUGGAUACAUUUUUGUGGUUAUUCCUCUUAGCUAGGGCGGAUAUUUCUCAAUUGCAAUUGUUGCAUCAAACUGAGAGGUUUGUCACUGCCUGGCAGUGCUACCUUGACUCAACUCCAGUCCUUUGUUUGAACUAGGAGUCGCGGUUUCAUUUUAGUGUCAGACGACGCUCAGCCCUGUUUCAUGCCCCAGAUUACAGGAAACCUUUACCGCCAGGUCUUGGUUCUAUGCCAACAUUGCAACAUGUUUUCCUUGUAAUCAUUUUCAGUUCAUCCUAAUUGUCCUUUUUGUAUCCCUCUCUUCUUCACUUCCAGGGUUUCUUCCAAAUUCCCUCCUACCUGACUACGAGGAGGUGGUGAACCGCCCUUCCACCCCUCCCCCUCCCUACAGUGUCUUCCAUACAGUCAGCCCCCUGACCACUGACCCACAGGACGGCCUGGGACUGGGACACUGCCCGACCAUCCAGACCACUCCGGUCCCCCCAGUGUCCGACACACUCUGCUCCAGGCCGAGCCUGGAAGAGCCCCACCACAUUGGGGCUCCCACCAUCGGCUACAACAGACACAAGGCAGACAGUAAGCCUCAGGAGCCCCAGGAUGGUGGACCAGGGCUAGGUCCCCAGGAGGCCUCUACAGAGGAGCCUACAAGCCCAGAGAAGAGUUGCAAGGAGCCUCUGUUACUCGGGGACCUAGGGGGGUCCGAGAGCGGUGCCCAGGAGGACAAAGAUAAUAGGGGGGCCCUCGGAAGGCGGCGCCGAUUCACGGGUGACUCGGGUAUCGAGGUGUGCGUGUGCGACCGUGGUGGUAGUACCAGUAUUGGAAGCCAGGAGGGCAAGGAGCUGAGGGAGAAGGAUAGCCUACUGGGGGAGGAGGUUGAGGAGCAGGAAGAAGGGGACUUCUGCGACGGGUGCGGUCACCCUGCUCCGGGAUUGGAAGAGGAGCAGGCCCUAGCCCUGGAUGGACCCGAGAGUAGGUCGGAGUGCGGGUCGGCGACAGCGUCCACCUCCCCGCCACCACCCGCCAUGACGCAACCCCCCCACCCCCCGGUGUGCCUGCUCCUCCACACCAUCAACGAGCUUGAGGGGUCCCCUCACCAUGGCAACAGCACAGAGCCCCAGGGCUGA